This is a messenger RNA of Chelonia mydas (Green sea turtle), 5325 nucleotides long. RefSeq names its product EvC ciliary complex subunit 1 (gene EVC). The record is from RefSeq and is a predicted model, not a curated record. The transcript is spliced from 20 exons. Bases 1 to 2877 code for a protein of 958 amino acids. Gene Ontology annotation, biological process: smoothened signaling pathway. NCBI's taxonomy places the organism in Eukaryota, Metazoa, Chordata, Testudines, Cheloniidae.
AUGGCCUCUGCGGCUGGCGAGGCGCUGCCAGGGCCCUGCCGAGGGGAGGUCGGGCUGCAGUUCUGGGUGGAAUCCUUGCAGCUGGUUCCCGGCUUGCUGGCUCCCGCUGUGCUGCUGGGGGUCGCCUUGGGCGUCGGCGCCGCGCUCCUGCUGUGUUUCUAUGUGAUCGGGCCUCUUCUGCAAAACAAGAAAGAUGAUUCCCAAAGGCUUCUGGAAAGCUUUCACUCGGAUGUACAUGGACAUCUUGAUGAAAAUGUACCCUUACCCAGAAAGAAGAAAACAGAAACUCAAACGUCAGAGGAGGAAAUGGUGCUCGAAGGAAAUGAGUCUUCUUUGAACAGUAACAUCACAGCAUUUGCAUUAAAAGCAAAAGUCGUCUAUCCAAUCAAUCAAAAAUUUAGGCCCCUGGCAGAUGGAUCAUCCAAUCCAUCUUUGCAUGAGAAUCCAAAGCAGGCUGUUCUGCCUAAUCAGAUAAUGGAAAAUUCUACUUCAAGCAGCCUUGGAUCCUUGAGUCACGGAGAUAAGGAGGACUGUAGUUCAUCUACAACCAUACAUUCUGCAACUAGUGACGACAGAUUUCAGGACCGAGCCUUCCUGAAGGUGACCUGUUUCCCUGAAGUUCUGACUUGUGAGAGUUUUGAUGUUAAACUGUGCCUAUAUAGUCUUCUUUUGAAAAAAUUGCUGCUGCUUGAUACUGAACUAAGAAGGGAAAAACAAGUGGUAUUUAUUCAGGUUCUCAGAACAUACCUCUCUGAUUUUUACCUUAAAAAGAGGAUUACUGAAGAUUUAUACCAGCAAAUCAUUUUGAUGCAGGAAACUGAUUUGGAAGAGUUACAGAAACAACUUACUUCCAGACUACUGAGUACUGAGAUGUCGGGCGCUCGUAAUUCAGAGUACCAGACCUUGGAAGACUUAGAAAGGAAAGAGAGGGAAUAUUCUGAACAUAUCCUAGAUAAUAUGGAAGCUUUCUGGAAGCAGGCAGACAAAGCUGAGCAGUUUCUCCUGAACCAAUCAAAUUGCUCAAGUGCCAAAAGAGGAAAGAUAAUGAUGAAUCUGACUGAGAGAAUGAUUGCAGUAGAAGGGUUAUUAAGCCAGUCUCAGGAUUUGCAAACAAUGGACAUUCAGGAAAGAAUAUUUAAUUGGGAGCAAAUGGUGAAAAUGGUUGAUUUUUUGAAGACAAAGAUACAAGAAGAAAGUAAAUGUAGACUAGAUGCUGUAGCUGGCAUAUUGGACCAGUUAACUAUAAAGAGCAACCUCUCUCUUUCGCAGAAAGAAGAGCUUUUAACAGGCCUGCACAAGGCCUUCUGGGAGCAAGUAGCACAUUACAGUAACGAAUGUGUCCAACAAGGUAAAGACCUAAUCGUGAAACGCCUGGCAUGUCGUGCAAGGAAGAUAAGAGAGCUCAAACAAGCUCAGAAGGAUGAACAAGGGGAUCUCCUCAGUAAAACUCAGAAAAUAGGGGAACUCGAUGAGUUUCUGAAGGCCUGCCAUGAAAUGUUAGAGAAGCAGAGACAGACACUGCAUGACCUGGAAGAAGAGGAUGACUGCCAAAGCACUGAGGCCGUUGCAGAGCUCCAUCAGGAACUGUGUUCUGGAACCUCCCACACUUUAGAUGAGUUGGUGCAAGAGUUAUUUCUUCAGACUCUUCCUACCAAGACUGGUCUGUCUUUAAGAGAAUGUGAACUUCUAAAAGAAGAAUGUCAGGAGAAUUUGAUCCUUCAGUUAGAGAAAUGGGACAGCUGUAGACAAAAGCAGUGGAAGCUCUUCCAAGAACAACGGCAAGAAGAAAAACAGCUAUGGACCAAGGAGUAUGCUUUGUCUGCUGUGAUGCAAAAACACCUGUAUGAGAAACAUGAGAAGAUUAUCGAAGGUGUUUUAAGCCGAUUAGGCGGCCUCAGUGAGGAGUCUGCUAAAUACAUAUUACGGAAACACAGGCUCUUGUUGUGUACAGUUCUCAGAAGGUUAGCUGUCCGAAAUGUUGCUAUGGCUACUCUGACUCACAUGAAAAUGUCUCAGAAGAAAAGCUUGCUUCAGGAGCUAAGAGAGCAACAUACUCUUCAAAAGAGUUCCUCACACUGUCAAGAUGAACACCAGUGGCAACUACAGAAAGCAAUGGAAUCUCACAUUCUGGAAGAAGAGGAGAAGCUGGAGGAGGAAACUCAACAAACACGUUUGGAAUUUCAUCAGCAGUUAGUUGCAGAAAUUCAAGAAGCUCUUCAGCUUGUACAGCAACACAUGGAACAAGUGACUGGGCAGGCCUUGCUCCAGCAUGCCCGGCAAGAAGCUGCUAAUCAAAGCUCUGAGGACGGAGAGGACUUCAAGGAGAGACUGAUAGAAGCAGCUGUAGAGAGUGUAUAUGUGACCAGCAAUGGUGUCAAUAGACUGGUGCAAAGCUACUACCAGCAAAUAGAAAAAAUCAUGGACGGGCAUGAAGACAGAAAACUUCAACAACUGAAAUCCCUUCAGGCAGAAAGAACUGAAAGUAACAGACUCAGAAAAAAACAAGAAGAAAAUGAACAAACAUUGAAAGAAAAAAUGAAUCAAAGCACCCUGAACAUGUCAUCGGCAGUCCAUCAAAGGAUGUUGUUACAACAACAACAAUUCUUGGCUCAGUUUGAUGUGCAGCAGCAGGUUCGUCUGGACUCCCUAAAACAGAAGAUAUUGGUAUUGCAUCAUCUAGAAACACAGCUUGAAAAUCAGCUAAAGCAAGCAGAACAGGAUUUCAUCACUGAGCUGGCUGCGUUGGCCCGAGUUCCCCUCACAGUGCGCAAGCAGCCUUUAAAUAGGAGCAUUCAAUCAGGAAAAAGCCAAAAAUCAAAAAGGAAGAACUCCCAUUCCUGGGGAAAAGAGGAUUCUGGUGACUUCAAUGAAAAAUGACCAGAUGCCCCAGGAACAGACUUCUGUAUCAGUCAGAAGCUAAAAUGGAUGCCUACUGAAAAGCAUGUUUAUAAUAACUGAUAAAAAAUCUGUUUCUUAAGAAAGUACAUUGAUCUGAUUGAAAAAAUAUAGUAUCUACAUUCUUUCGUCUUCUGACCAAUAUUCUUGUUAAAGCAUGAACAUACUCACUCUUCCCCAUCGUCCUUUUUAAAUGGCAGGAAGAGCUUCUAAAUUUGGCUCCCUAGUCUGUUUUUUUUUUAAAUUUUCACUUUAAUUUUAGAUAGCAAUAAGAAAUUGUACGUGUCUGUCCAAGCUUGGUAUUCCUUUCACUGUGUUUCUUACACAUGGGGAUAGAUUCACAGCUGGUGUAAUUCAGCCUAGGUCUAUUGAAGUCAGUGGAACUACGAUGAUUUACAACAGACAAAAUCUGGCCACUAGUAUCUAAAUAGCCACUGCCUCUGUUUCCUGGACAAAAGCAGGUGCUGAUUGUUGGCUUCUGGAGGAGCAGAGCUGACAGCUUUUGCUAUCAACAUAAUCACUGUUUGAAACAUCUCCUAGGGUGCUAACUAGACAAGGAGAAAGAGGCUCAAAGCUGAAGUAUGCCAGCUGAUUAUUGGGGGGACAGCUCAAACUGGUUCACUGAUUGCUGGGGCUUGAUGCAUUGAACAGAUCCAUCUGACAGGCACUACAAAUAAUUGCUUUUCAAGAACCCUAUGGAGCCUUUAGGAAGAGUAUUUAUCCCCUGAGUGACCUUGGGCUGGGAUUGCUUUUAGAAGAUGGCUCUUGUCCCUGAUAGCAUGAUUACCAUGCUUUCUCGCACCCCGCUUUCCUUCAGCAAACAGAAGACAUUUGUAACAGGGGGAAGAGCACAGGGCAGAUCAGUGUAUAUUUAUCUUGUAUGUUUUGGCAGGCCUAAGUCAGUUGCAGCCAGAAAGCGAAAGCCUAAUAUUACAAUGAAACAAACUCCCUUCUGUUAUUAAAAUGGAGAAUUUUGGUCUGAAAUUUUAUUUUGUUUUCUAAUCAGAAACAAAUUGCAGAGGCAGCAUGAAACUGAAACUGAUCAAGGGAAGAAUUCAGAGAUGCAGAAGAGGUGCAACAUGUAGUGAAAACAGUUCUCAGAAUUGUCUGUCAGCCUGAAUGUUGAGUCCCAAAGCAUUUUUCUGGACAAACUGAACUACUGCAAAUAUUUACUGAGCAGGAUCAUUGGGGAACAAAUAAGGACCUCAUUAAAAACUAAGAAGCCUUAUUCCACAACUGUGAAGCAGUAUAAACACAACUCCACUACAUGGAGAUACAGCAUGUGGCCAUCUUCCUGAGGCUGAUCAUGAAACUUUCCCACUUGGUUCUGUACAAAAGAACAGGAAGCCAGCUCUGUCCACCAGCUAGAGUUCUGAGAAAGGUUUCCUUUUUGUGAAAAGUGGCUGGAUUUGCAGAAAGUCCCCAGCUUGCUGAAAUCAAGAAAAAAAAAAGGGGGGGGGGGGGGUUGGGGGGACACCGCCUCCAAAAGGAGAGCUUAUUAGAGCGGGGGGAUGGAGGGGAGAAAGAAUAUUCUGACCCUUUGGCCAGCCCGGAUCCAGGAAUUAGAGUUCCAGAUUGGCAUAAAAACUUUGUAUGGUAAUGGGUCUCUCUUAGAAAUCUGUGCUUUUAGGUUGAAUAAAGAUCUGAGUGUAGCCUCAAGCAAAUUCAAGCCCAUCGUGUUGGGCAGUGGUACAAAGGGGGCCUCUUUCUGGCAGGGUGGGGAUGGGAAACGAAGCCUGGAGAGGAUAGAUGAUAGCUCUGAAAGGUCAAACUACAAAGUAAACAAAAAUCAUUUGUAAGUAUUGACUGAUAAUAAGCGGUAUUAGUUAACAAUAGACAGCAUUAAAAAUGAGGAGUAAACAUAGCAAGGCCCUCAUUGCAAAAGUACUGUCCACUGCAGCUCCCACUGAAUUCUUCUGAAAAACCAGGCAAACAGUUUCAAAAGAGAAUGCAGAAGCAGUGCACAUUCAUGACCCCAGCUGAAGUCAGAUACUCAGCACUUCUGAAAAUCAGAUGGAGACAACAAUUGAAAACCUGACAAGUGUUUGAAUAUGAGAUGCUAGAUGAAAACUUAAAUCUAGGGGAAACCUGUGACAAAGUGACUUGUUCCCAUAGAAACUGAAGCGACUGACAAGUGAAGCCCUGUUACUAGAGAGGGCUCUGUUUGAGCAAGAAUAGUACACAGCAUUCAAAGCAACAGGUAUUUAAGCCCAUGAUUACCGAGGUGAGAUGACUGUUCAUUAGGGCAGCAGAGCCCAACCUCUCUCAUUGUAAGAAACAGAGCAGACACUGAUGACAAACGUUUCCUUUUACAUUUCCCCCACCCUUUCCUUAUCCUGGGGUACUGCAUUUAUUUAGCAGAACCUAAGGCUUUUAUAAGCCCUUUCCACCUAGCAUCUCAGGUCAGAUGCAUCUUUCUGAGCCAUUAAA